Jaculus jaculus (lesser Egyptian jerboa) is the source of this 579-nucleotide messenger RNA. RefSeq names its product melan-A (gene Mlana). Gene Ontology annotation, cellular component: endoplasmic reticulum membrane; melanosome; trans-Golgi network. The record is from RefSeq and is a predicted model, not a curated record. Bases 88 to 459 code for a protein of 123 amino acids. The transcript is spliced from 5 exons. NCBI's taxonomy places the organism in Eukaryota, Metazoa, Chordata, Mammalia, Rodentia, Dipodidae.
GCAGAGAAGCAAUCUUUACACAUACAGCCAGUCAGCAGACGGGCGACUGUCUUCUCAAGAAAGGAGUCCUGUGCCCUGACCCAUACGAUGCCACGGGGAGAGACUCACUCCAUCUACAGCUACCCCAGGAGGGGGCACAGCCACUCUUACACCACAACUGAAGAGGCUGCAGGGAUUGGCAUCCUGAUAGUGGUCCUGGGAAUUUCCCUGCUCGUGGGCUGCUGGUACUGCAGAAGACGAAGUGGAUACAGAACCUUGAUGGACAAAGGCUUGCAUGUUGGUACUCAAAGUACCUCGAAGGAAAGAUGCCCACAAGAAAGAUGCUCACAUGAAGGACUAGGUCAUCAGGAUAGCACACUAUCUUUUCAAGAUAAAACCCCAAAACCUCUGGUUCCUAAUGCUCCACCUGCCUAUGAGAAACUCUCUGCAGAACAGUCACCACCACCUUACUCACCUUGAGAGCCAGUGAACCAGCUGAGAAAUGCUGAAAUUAUCUCCCUCACACUUUUAACUUCAUUCUGAAUAGAAAACUAUAUGUUUUGCUUUAGAACGCUGUAACAGCAAUGUAUAUCAUUAGCA